Messenger RNA from Vitis riparia (riverbank grape), 1273 nucleotides. RefSeq lists its product as uncharacterized. The coding region runs from base 481 to 1242 and encodes 253 amino acids. Lineage: Eukaryota; Viridiplantae; Streptophyta; Magnoliopsida; Vitales; Vitaceae. The record is from RefSeq and is a predicted model, not a curated record. The transcript is spliced from 4 exons. Gene Ontology annotation, molecular function: zinc ion binding; nucleic acid binding.
AGGAAAGUACUCUAAUGGAGGCAGAUCCCCAGAGAAAUGUUGCUCAUGUUACUGAUGCAUUUGAUUCAAUGGCCAUGGUUUUAAAAGAAAAACCACUUUAUUGGUGGAAAUGUGAAGAGCCUAAUGUUGCUCAAGAGGAGAUCCCAGUAGUCGAAGUAACAGAGAUAAAAAAUGUGGGGGGUGGAGCAAUCAGGUGUGAAGGGCCUAAUGCUGUUAAGAAGGAGAUCAAAGUGACGGAAGUAACACAGAGAACAUUCAGUGGUACAGCACAGUGGCGGAGAUAAAAGAAAGGGCUGCAGAAAUUGAGGCAUGUCUUCAUAAGAAAGUCCAGAAAGAGUGGGCUUGUGCUGUAUGCCAGGUCACAACCCAAAGUGAGGCGACCUUUAAUUCCCAUCUUCAAGGGAAGAGACAUAAGGUCACUUCUAAGCAGCUGAAAGCCAAAAAGCAGGCAACCAAAAUCAGUGGUUCCCACCUGUUUCAAUGGCAAAGAAAUUUGAUCAGUCCACCAAAGAGGAGCAACCGAAGUGUACUUCCUACAAUCUGAAAUCCAAAAACAGUGGAAUCUCAGCUGCUUCAACAGUGAAGAAUCCUGAUGAGACAAGAGAUGAUGAGCGACAAAAGUGUGGAUCUAACAAUGGACCGAACGAGAAGAAUAACAAAAAGCAAGAGGAGAAGGCACUUGUUCCUGAGACCAGUGAGCAAGGUCAUCAGAACUUAAAGCAAAAUGGUGAUGGAAUGAAAGAGUUGGGAUCACGGUGCAAUAUCUGUUAUGUAAGCUGCACAAGUGAGCUUGACAUGACCUCUCAUCUCAAUGGAAGGAGGCACUUUAAUAGGGUAAAGCAGCUGUCUGAAUUAUGGUGCAGUAACUGCAAUGUAAAGUGCAACAGUGAGGCCGACAUGGCCUCUCACCCAAAUGGGAGGAGACACUUGAAGCAGCUCAAGAAACGGUCGAGAUUAUGGUGCAGUAUCUGUAGGGUGAGUUGUAACAGCAAGGUGAGCAUGAAUUCUCACCUAAAUGGGAGGAGGCACUUGGACCAGAUCAAGGAAACAGUUAGGAUUAUGAUGCCGCACAUUCUGUGGCAGAUUGUGCAGCGCGUGCUGUGGCGCAUGCAGCAGCGCAUGCAGGGCAAUCUAAUUUGCAAUGGUGAGCUCAGCUUGGCCUCAUCUGAAUGGGAGGAGGCAGUUAGAGAAGCAGAGGAAUAUGUGAUUCGCAUGUUUCUUCAGACAAAGUGUUUUGGUUAGAAGCAUACAGGCCAGUCGGGGUGUUCACAGA